Messenger RNA from Cloeon dipterum, 1117 nucleotides. RefSeq lists its product as uncharacterized. The record is from RefSeq and is a predicted model, not a curated record. Gene Ontology annotation, molecular function: chitin binding. Gene Ontology annotation, cellular component: extracellular region. The transcript is spliced from 3 exons. Lineage: Eukaryota; Metazoa; Arthropoda; Insecta; Ephemeroptera; Baetidae. Bases 42 to 980 code for a protein of 312 amino acids.
UUUUUGUUUUAGCUACCCAGUGAGAGGGUGCAAUAUACAUAAUGGGCCUCUUAUUGUUAGUACUUUUCGUCGUUUAUUCUAUUGUUGGCCACUCUCAAGCGCUGACAAUUCAAUGUGCAACUAACAGUUUUAUAUGCAACUCGUCAGCUCGAAAGAGCUACUAUAGAUGCGUAAAUGGAGUCUACGACGAUAAAUCUUUAUUAUUCGAUUGCCCUAUUUCGACGUACUGUAUUGAUGGGGUAACUUCGGGGAUGUCUGGAAUAUAUACAGUAUCUACAGCAGGAACGACCCAACCAACCCGAUUGACCACAACCACACCGGGUCAAACAACGCAAUCUAUCACACCAGGCCAACCAACAGAAUCGAUCACAUCCGACGAACCAAGCGAAUCGACCACACUGGACCAACCAACCCAAUCGACCACAACCACAACCACAACCACACCGAACCAACCAACCCAACCGGUUAUGACAACCCCGCCUGCACCAAAAACAACGAUUGAUUCAGUACCAGGGGGACCUUGCCUUUUUCUAACUUGCACCGGAAAUGGGGUUUUCCCUGUAGGUUCUUCAACAAAUCUUCCAGGCUGCGGGUUUUUUUACAGUUGCUCUGCAAGCGGGGGCCUCCCGACCGUGGUCGCUUGUCCAUCAGGAAAGCAUUUUAAUCAAAAUUCUACUAAUUGUGAGGACCCAGCGCUUGCUGGUUGCAAUCCUGCACUGUCAACUUCAUCAGCCACAACUGUUCAAAUCACUAGUACAACAACUCCUGCUGGUGUUACCACCAGACCACCUACUUUCACUGGGGCCCCAACCUGCGAAGGACAUGGCCGUCUAGCUGAUCCUCGAAGCUGCAGGCACUACUACAAGUGUGGAUCCUUUAAAACGCAGGGCAAACGAAUAAGGUGUCCAUUUCGGCUUCGCUUUGAUGAAGUUAAGAGUCGGUGCUCAAGGAAUGCCGACUGCGGCUCAAGGCCGCAAUGAAAUAAAAUUCACUAGAUUUGGAUUUAAAAAAUAUAUAAUUUAUUUUUGCUAUAGAAAAUAAGUCCAUGAUAAUAUGUUACAAAUUGAUAUUUCUCUUUUGGUGUUUACUAAACAUUCAAAAUAAAUUAUAUACCCAU